Rhododendron vialii is the source of this 1377-nucleotide messenger RNA. Its product is annotated as probable disease resistance protein At4g27220. The record is from RefSeq and is a predicted model, not a curated record. The transcript has 2 exons. Gene Ontology annotation, biological process: defense response to other organism. The coding region runs from base 1 to 1377 and encodes 458 amino acids. Gene Ontology annotation, molecular function: ATP hydrolysis activity; ADP binding. Lineage: Eukaryota; Viridiplantae; Streptophyta; Magnoliopsida; Ericales; Ericaceae.
AUGGAUUUUCUUUCCCAGAAAUACUUAUUUACCGAUGGAGGUGCUGUAAACAGCUUGUUUGCAGCACCAACCAAUCACAACCGUCCAAAAGUUCCUUUUGAAGUAACUGAAUACAAAGGCAACAUGAAAACUGCACCAGAAUGGUUUGGCGAUAGAUCACUUCUAGAUGCUGUACUAAAAAUUCUAGGCAGGAGAGCACGCAGCACAAACCUCAAGAAAUCAACGUUUAGAAGGAUUCUUGGACAUGUUAGGAAAACUUCUGGUGGAAAAGUUGGCAUUUAUGGAGUCGAUGGAAUUGGCAAGACUACCGUGCUGAAAGCAUUGAUCGGCUGUCCAGAAAUAAAAAGCUCGUUUGAUACUGUCAUCUAUGUAAGUAUCUCUAGGUAUUGGAGCAGAAGAAAGUUACUGAAUGAUAUCGCACGACAAUUGUCACUAGAUUUGUUGAACUCUGAAACUGACGAUGAAGUUGCAGAAAAGUUGCUUGAAUCUUUGCAAAGCAGAAAAUUUCUAUUGCUUUUGGAUGAUGUUUUCGAGUACAUUGAUUUGGAGGCUGUUGGGGUUCCUUCUAAGGAUAUGAAAACUGGUUCCAAGAUAGUAUUGGCAGCUCAAGAAGUGGAUGUUUGUAGUAUUAUGGGAGUAAGCAAGGCUAUCAAAAUAGCAAAUCUCUCAUCCGAAGAAGCUUGGGCGUUAUUUCGUGAUCAAGUGGGUGGAGUUGUUGAUUCCACAAAUAUACAGCCCAUUGCUCAAGCUAUAGUCAAUGAGUGCCACGGUAUACCACUCAAUCUCAUUGCAACCGGAAAAGCCUUGAGAAAUGUGAACAAUGCUAUAAUCUGGAAGCUUACAUUACACGAUUUUCAGUCUAUUGGUGGAAACGACAGUGAAAAUACAUUACGGCUGUUGAAAUUUUCUUACGACCGCUUGAAUGGACCAGUUACUAAGAGCUGCUUCCUCUUUUCUGCAUUGUAUCAAGAAGGCCAUGAAAUUAAGGUUUCCGAAUUGAUACAGCAUUGGAUCCAAGAGAGGCUGAUUACCGGACACUUAGCAGAUGUGAAUAAGAAGGGGCAAAAGAUUGUUAAAGAUCUUGUGGGUGCUUCUUUAUUGGAGUCCUCUUCCGAUGGAGUUUUUGUCAAGAUGCAUCAAGUGAUUAGGGACCUUGCAUUGUCAAUUAUCUCAACAAAACCUGAAAAUUUUCAGUUCUUGGCGAAAACCUGUCUGAGGGCAACAAGUGAAGGAAACGAGCAAGUGUUAAUGAGGCAAGGUAUAGUCUUGUCAAGAUCUUUUGCGGGGUUAAAAGAGGCACCGGAAGAGAAAGAAUGGAAAGGAAUUGAAAUGGUUUUCUUGAUGGGGAAUUGUAUUUCUCGGUUGCCCGAAAACUGA